Rhodamnia argentea is the source of this 3797-nucleotide messenger RNA. RefSeq names its product retinoblastoma-related protein. NCBI's taxonomy places the organism in Eukaryota, Viridiplantae, Streptophyta, Magnoliopsida, Myrtales, Myrtaceae. Gene Ontology annotation, cellular component: nucleus; transcription regulator complex; chromatin. Gene Ontology annotation, biological process: regulation of transcription by RNA polymerase II; cell differentiation; negative regulation of G1/S transition of mitotic cell cycle. Bases 237 to 3410 code for a protein of 1057 amino acids. The transcript has 19 exons. Gene Ontology annotation, molecular function: RNA polymerase II transcription regulatory region sequence-specific DNA binding. The record is from RefSeq and is a predicted model, not a curated record.
UCUUCUUUUUUCCUUUAAGUUUCCGCUAAAGGGAGUCAGCUGAAAAAGGAAAAAAAGGAGAGGAGAUUACUCGUUUCGGAGUGAGGGAAACGCAGAUAAGACGAUUGAGCUUCUUCGUGAAAUCUUCUAUUUGCUUCGCAUUUGGUGGAUUGAUUCGGCUGGCAGUGGCAGCUCGGCUCGAUUAGGGUUUUUGGCUGGUCAGAUCCGCAGACAGAUCUCCCUUUUUCUAGGUUUGGAUGAGUCCAGUCGCCUCAAACACUAUGGAGGAGACGAAGCCUGAUAUUCCAGCUCCCGUCACUCCCUGCAACGAUGGCGCUCAAACCGAUUCCGCCGAAAUGCGCUUUUUGGAAUUUUGCAAGAGUAAAUUGGGUUCGGAUGAGAGAAAUUGCGCAGAAUCUUUGAAGCUGCUGAAAAAAACCAAACAUUUGCUGCUGACGAAUGCGUCCAUUAUUGGUAGUGGAACGGUGGAAGAAGCAGAACGUUAUUGGUUCGCUUUUGUAUUGUACACUGUUAGAAGGUUAAGUGAGAGAAAAGCAGAGGAUGAGCAAAAAGGAUCUGACGAGAACGAGUUCACUUUGGGCCAGAUAUUGAGAGUUACGGAACUUAACAUCAUCGAUUUUUUCAAAGAGCUUCCGCAAUUUGUUAUCAAGGCUGGGCCAAUCGUAAGUGGCAUAUACGGUGCUAACUGGGAGAGCAGGCUAGAGGCCAGAGAGAUGCAGACAAACUUUGUGCAUUUAUGCAUUUUGAGCAAGUACUACAAACGUGUAUAUGGCGAAUUCUUCCUUAUAAAAGAUGGAAAUGAUAAUACGAAGUCCGCCGUUUCAAGCACUUCUAACCCAGUGACUAUGUACCAACGUUUUGGUUGGUUGCUGUUUUUGGCGCUUCGAAUACAUGCCUUUAGCCGAUUUAAGGACCUUGUUUCUAGCACAAAUGGUUUGGUCUCUAUACUGGCUAUUCUGAUAAUACAUCUUCCUACCCGCUUCAGAAAUUUCAGUAUUUCUGACUCGUCACGAUUAGUUAAGAGAAGUGAGAAGGGGGUUGACCUAAUUGGAUCACUCUGUCAUAUUUAUGACACCUCAGAAGAUGAGAUCAAGAGAACACUGGAAAAAACCAAUAACGUGAUAGCAAAAAUUUUGGGGAGAACUCCGCGCCCAGCUUCAGAGUGCAAAGCGGAGAAUCUGGAGAAUAUUGACACAGAUGGUCUGAUCUACUUUGAGGAUCUCAUGGAGGAAGCAUCGUUGUCAUCCGUUUUAAGUGCUUUAGAAAAAGAUUAUGAAGAUGCAACUCGUAACAAGAAUGAAUUGGACGAGAGGGUGUUUAUAAAUGACGAGGACAGCUUGCUUGGAUCAGGAAGCUUGUCUGGGGGCGCCAUUAAUCUGCCUGGUGCCAAGAGGAAAUAUGACUCAUUUGCCUCCCCUGCAAAGACUAUUACAAGACCACUCUCUCCCAGCCGCUCUCCUGCAUCUCACGUCAAUGGUAUAAUUGGUGGUGGUAAUUUGAGGCUCACUGCUACUCCGGUGAGCACUGCUAUGACAACUGCCAAGUGGCUUCGGACUUUUGUGUCUCCACUCCCAUCAAAACCUUCAAUGGACCUACAGAGAUUUCUAGCAUCAUGCGAUAGGGAUGUGAGCAGUGACGUGAUACGUAGGGCCCUUAUAAUUUUGGAGGCUAUCUUUCCAAACAGUGCUAUCGGCGAGCGCACUGUAACUGGAGGCCUGCAAAGUGCUAAUCUCAUGGACAAUAUGUGGGCUGAGCAACGAAGGCUGGAAGCCCUUAAGCUGUACUAUCGGGUUCUAGAAGCUAUGUGUAGAGCAGAGGCACAAGUUUUACAUUCGAAUAAUUUGACCUCUUUAUUAACAAAUGAGAGGUUUCAUAGAUGUAUGCUUGCAUGUUCCGCUGAGUUGGUUCUUGCAACGCAUAAGACUGUGACGAUGUUGUUUCCUGCAGUGCUAGAGCGAACUGGUAUUACAGCUUUUGAUCUUAGUAAGGUGAUAGAGAGUUUUAUUAGACAUGAGGAAACUCUUCCAAGAGAAUUAAGAAGGCAUCUAAAUACAUUAGAAGAGCGACUUCUAGAGAGCAUGGUGUGGGAGAGAGGUUCCUCAAUGUACAAUUCCUUGGUAGUGGCAAGACCGGCUUUCUCUCCAGAGAUAAAUCGGCUAGGCUUGUUACCAGAACCAAUGCCAUCUUUGGAUGCCAUUGCCAUGCAUAUUAACUUUUCUUCCAGUGGGUUGCCUCAGUCACCGCUGCAAAAGCAUGAGACUUCUCCUGGUCAGAACGGGGAUAUCAGGUCUCCCAAGAGAGUUUGUACAGACUACCGGAGCGUAUUAGUUGAAAGAAACUCAUUCACUUCACCAGUAAAAGAUCGACUUUUAGCCUUAAGCAAUAUCAAGUCAAAGUUACCACCACCUCCACUUCAGUCUGCGUUUGCCAGUCCAACUCGACCACAUCCAGGAGGUGGAGGGGAAACUUGUGCGGAAACCGGGAUCAACAUAUUCUUUAGCAAGAUUACUAAGCUCGCCGCUGUCAGAAUUAAUGCCAUGCUUGAAAGGCUACAACUCUCUCAGCAGAUAAAGGAAAGCGUUUACUGCUUAUUUCAGCAAAUACUCAGUCAGCGAACUAAUCUCUUCUUUAAUCGGCAUAUUGAUCAAAUAAUACUCUGCUGUUUCUACGGUGUUGCAAAGAUCUCUCAAACAAACCUGACCUUUAGGGAGAUCAUUCACAACUAUAGGAAGCAACCCCAGUGCAAGCCCCAAGUGUUCCGCAGUGUGUUUGUUGAUUGGUCAUCAGCCCGGCGUAAUGGGAAAACGGGGAAUGAGCAUGUGGAUAUUAUCACUUUCUACAAUGAAAUAUUCAUUCCUUCUGUGAAGCCACUGCUCGUUGAACUUGGGCCUGCUGGAGCAAAUAAUAGAACAAACUGGGCUUCUGAAGUUGGCAAUAAAAAUGAUGCUCAAUGCCCCGGGUCACCUAAGAUAUCUCCUUUUCCAACACUCCCGGAUAUGUCCCCUAAGAAAGUAUCUGCAUCCCACAAUGUCUACGUAUCUCCACUGAGAUCAUCUAAGGAUUUAACAUUUUUACAUGGACAGGUACUGCGGUUGUAUUUUUUUCUUCUAAUUGGUCUGCUUUGUCUUGAUUGUGUGCAGAUGGAUGCUUCAAUUUCUCAUAGCUCGAAAAGCUAUUAUGCUUGUGUAGGAGAGAGCACCCAUGCCUAUCAAAGCCCUUCCAAAGAUCUUGUUGCCAUCAACAGCCGCCUGAAUGGUACCCGAAAAGUGAGAGGCACACUUAAUUUCGAUGACGUUGAUGCUGGCCUUGUUAGUGACUCUAUGGUGGCUAACAGCCUCUACCUUCAGAAUGGGAGCAGUAUGUCUUCAUCAACUGCUAAGUUAUCUGAGAAACCAGAAUCUCAAAGCUAAAUGAUUCCUAGUCCCAUUCCCAUGCAUGUAAAUUCCAGUUCUCUCGUUCCCCUCAACUAGCUUAAUCAGGAAGUGGAAGCGUGCAGUGUGUUAUAUGUAUAAUAGCUGCCCUUUCCUCAACUUCUGUCCAUGAGAUUGCUGCUAGAAAGUUACUUUAGUAGUUUAGUUUAAUAAAAUCUCAUAACCUUCACAGGGUAAAAUUAUAGCCUAUCUUUUCUUACUCAUAACAGAUCAAUCUAUUUUCCCGUGGUACUUUUUCUUGUUAAAAAUCACAGCUAUUGUGUUUGAUGCUUCGUGAUUUAGAGUAGAUGGCAUAUAAAACUUGGAUGGGCCAAUUAGGAACAUGGUGCAGUUUCAUCAUUUAACUUUGGCACUGAAUUGAUUCUA